AGGACAAGCAGUAUGGACCGUGGGGAAACAAGGAUGAACGACGACGUCGAUGGCAAGUCCCAAGAGAACCCCCACAAGGUCUUUGUGGGUGGCAUCUCCUACCGCAUGGAUGAAGGAGGUCUCCGAGAACUGUUUGAGAAGUAUAGCCCGGAUACGGUCGUCAUUCAGCUUGACAAAAUGACGCAGAAGCCUCGUGGCUUUGGCUUCGUAACGUUCAAGGACCGCGAGAGCAUGCUGGAUGCUAUCCGCGACCUCCACAACAAAGACGUGGAUGGCAGGCCUAUUUCCGUCAAAGAAGCCAUUCCACAAGAUCAGAUCAAACCAGGGACUCCAGCCUCAGCGUUGGGCCGCAGUGGGGGCAGGGACGGCGGCGGCCGAUAUGAUCGGGGAUACGACCGCAGGUAUGAUAGCCGCAGCGGAUACGACCGCUAUGGUGGCGGUAGUGGCUACGAACGUGGCGGUUAUGACCGCUACGGCAGCGGCGGCAACUACGGGGACCCCCGGCAGUAUGAGUAUAGCCGUGGAGGCUACAAUGACCGCGGAGGAUAUGGGGGUUACAGUGGGGCUGGCUACGAGCGGGAUCCGUAUUAUCGCGAUCCGUAUGCACGGGACCCUUACAGUUCAACCCCGCAGUAUAGCGGUUAUGAGCACCGCUAUGACAGCCGCUACCAGGGAACCUACGACAGCCGCUACCCCGGUGACUACCCACCCGGUGAUGACCGCUUGCAGCUGUUCCAGGUGUUGGGCUCGAAGACCGCUCCCACAGGGCGUGUGUCCGAGUCGCUUGAUUAUGAGCCUAUACAGAACAAACUCUUUUACGACAGGAUGAAGUCUCGCAAGGAAGGAAAGAAGAAGCUCUAUGGAUAUACGGGCCAUACGCUUGCGAAGAUGCUUGUUACAGCGCUGACAGGUAUCGUCACGGGUUGCUUCGCGGUCGCCCUCACUAAGGCCUGCGGAGCCAUCACCGAAUGGAAGCUUGACAUCCUGCGGGACUCCUACGAAAAGGAGGCACCAGCGCGGACCCUUGUUUCAUUCCUGUGGUUCUGGCUUAUCGGCAGCUGCCUCGUAACCCUGGCGACGGCUCUGGUACAAUAUUGGGCACCUGCAUCCGCUGGAGCAGGGGUGACGCUUGUGAUGGCUUACCUGAAUGGCAACCACGUGCCUAACCUCCUACGUUUCAACACCCUCAUAAGCAAGUUCGUGGGCACAGUCUGCGCUGUGAGCGCCGGCCUCCCCAUGGGACCCGAGGGCCCUAUGGUACACAUUGGCGCAUGCGUAGCUUCCGUCAUCACUUACAUGGAAUGCAAGUGCUUGGAUGGCGGCGCAUUAAGCAUUUUCACGAAUUGUUUUGGAAGGAAACGGGAAUUUAACAUUAAGGAGAAGCUAAAGAUUCUCGAUGAAAUCGUUAGCGAUUCCGACCACCGGGAGUUUGUGUCGGCGGGUGUAUCGGCGGGUAUUUCAGCGGCUUUCGGCGCGCCCAUCGGUGGUGUGCUGUUUUCCAUGGAGGAGGCGUGCAGCUUUUGGUCGCGAAAGACGGCCUGGCGCUGCUUCAUUGCUGCGACGUUAUCCACGUUCACCAUUCAACUGUUGAACAGAAGCGCGCAGCACGGCAUGAUUGCCUUUACGGGGUUGAGGCAGAUGGACAACAAGGACUGGCUGAUGCAGCUGCCCUUCCUUGUAAUCAACUCGGGCAUGGCGGGCCUGUUGGGUGCUGCGUUCAACAGUCUGCGAAUGUGGCUCUGGAAGGUCCGCGCAGUAAAGACGCGCCACCUGCUGCGCAUCCUGGAGGUUAUUGGCCUUGUGUUCCUGGUGUCUCUGGUUGGGCACUUCUUCGGCCGGACAGCCGGCUCGUGCAAGCCAUCCCCGGAGAAGUGGGAGGAGGAGGGCUAUGGCAUCCGGUUCAACUGCAAAGAGGGCGAGUACAACGACCUCGCGACCCUGUUCCUUUCUUCUCAGCACCACACAAUCAUCAAGAUCUUCUCAGUAGGACACGACGACACGCUGCAGGACGGCGACGUGGGUGAUUACAUUCCGCCGUUCAGCAUUGGGGCCCUGGCGUUGUUCACAACCGUCUAUUUGGGUCUCAUGUCCAUCGGUGCUGGCCUGGCCAUACCCGGUGGUCUGUUCAUGCCCUCCAUCCUGCUGGGUGCUUCCUGGGGCUGCUUCUGGGGCCUAAUCCUGCGCCUGUGGCUGCCAAAAUGGAACAUCAUGCCCGGUCUAUAUGCCAUCAUGUCAGCAACGGGAGUGCUUGCUGGCGUGUUCCGCUCUGCCAUCUCACUGGUGGUACUGGUGGUGGAGGGUACUCGCGGUAUUGACUACCUCUUUGGUGUGAUUUUGUCCGUGGUGAUUGCCAACUGGGUCGCGCACCACAUCCACCAUGACGGCGUUUACGAGUCGGAGCUGGAGCGGAUCGGUAAUGUUUAUAUGCUGCGUGACGAGCCGCCGCACCGCCUUUUCACGCUCACCGCCGAGGCUAUUAUGGCGACCGGCGUUUGCGGGUUCAGGACCAUCGAGCCUGUGUCGCGUAUCCUUCAAAUGUUGCGCACGACCACCCACAACGGCUUUCCGGUCUUCGCGGAGGAGGAUCCCGAUGAGGAGGCUAGUGGCACGGUUUCGGAAGUGCCGAGCUCCAAGGCUUUGGUGUCAUAUGGCCUCAGCAGCAGCACGCAGGACAUUAGCGGUACCGCCGCUGCCAAGGUGGACCCCCUCAGCGGUCGCCUAGUGGGUCUCAUCUUGCGCUCUCAGCUCCUGGUCCUGCUGCAGCGGCGGCACUUUUGCGAUGUCACAGGCCGCCCAAUCGGCCGCGACUACAGCGAGCAACAGGAGCUUGAAAUGGAGACGGAGAUGCGUACGUUCUUCCGACGCUACUUCACUCACGCGCGCUACGUCAGCGCUACUGGACAGCCCCUGGACGAGCUUAAGUUGGAUGGUGUGCACGCCGGCUCCACAACGCUUGACCUCAGCAACCUUUAUAUCGACUUGCGGCCGUAUAUGAAUAGGUCCCCACUGACAAUCCGCAAAGACUGCUCCGCAGCCCGCGCGCACCAGGUGUUCAUCAACCUUGGCCUGCGCCACCUGCUGGUGGUGGACGUGCACAACCACGUGGUCGGCAUUAUCACGCGCAAGGACCUGGACCAUGCUGCCGGCCACGGCUGGUGGCGCAUGAGCCACAUGGCCGAGCCGCCGCACAACAAGCUGCUGCGCCACCUGCGCGGCAUUCCGUCUGUUGGAUUCCUAGCGCGCCUCAUUGGCGGCUCCAGCAGCAGUGCCGCGGUCAACUCCAACGAGGGCGGGGCGGCCGGGGGCACGCAGGCGAACGGCGCCGCCAACGGCCACCCAGGGGACGCGGAGCAAGGGUUGGCCCAUGGCCAUGGCCACCGAUAGAAGCGUGCCACGUUACCAGCGCACCUAAGCCAUGUCUGUUCGUCAGCUGUGGCCCUGGCGGAGAGCGAACAUCAAAAGGGCGCGUGCAUGCGCGGAAUGAACCUAAUGUUUAUGCUUGUGGCGUUGUUGUUUUAUAUCCACGCAAGAUGUGGCCACAAGAAGCAUUGCGAUUGAUAUGGGGAGGGCUGUGGCAGCCGCACGAGCAGCCGUCGUUCCGAUGGUUGGAGGAAGUGCUAAGCGCGAGCAUCAACGGGACUUUGGCUAUGCUGACUGCUCCAGGUGUCUGGCUUGGAUGCGUAUAUUUCAGCGUGCGCCCCCAGGUGCGGACGCAUAAAGGUGAUACAAUUCUUAUGCGGCCUCCCUGAUAAAGGGUGUGAUGCCCCAACCGUGUGCGAUAGCGGCACUGAAGGGCUAUGCGGCUUGGUUUACUUAGGGUCUCUCAGGAACAUCGCCAGUAUAGUGUUAACGCGUGGAUCAUAAGAAUGGGUGUCGAGACGAGCAGCCGGUGCCCAUCGUCAUUCUCAUCGUCAUUCGUAGGAUAGAAUGCAUGUGUGCGAGUGCAUCUGUGAUGUCGUGGAGAGG
This is a messenger RNA of Volvox carteri f. nagariensis, 3966 nucleotides long. RefSeq lists its product as uncharacterized. The coding region runs from base 13 to 3384 and encodes 1123 amino acids. The transcript has 19 exons. The record is from RefSeq and is a predicted model, not a curated record. NCBI's taxonomy places the organism in Eukaryota, Viridiplantae, Chlorophyta, Chlorophyceae, Chlamydomonadales, Volvocaceae. Gene Ontology annotation, molecular function: RNA binding; voltage-gated chloride channel activity. Gene Ontology annotation, cellular component: membrane; intracellular membrane-bounded organelle. Gene Ontology annotation, biological process: chloride transport; transmembrane transport.